AUGAGUCGCUACUCGUCAGACCACAACUAUCCGCUGUCGGAAGACAAGGACAGCCAUGGCCACGAAAAGCCCAUCCCCGAUGUCGAACUGGCACACCACGCCUCGGUCCACAUUGUGCAGGCAGCCGACAGCGACCACCUGAAGCGUUCGCUUUCCGCACGCCAGGUGCAGAUGAUUGCCAUCGGAGGCACGAUCGGCACGGGUCUCUUCCUUGGCACCGGCAAGAGCCUGCACACCGGUGGUCCCGCGUCCAUGCUCAUUGCAUACUCGAUUGUGGGCGCCAUCGUGUUUGUCACCAUGCUCUGUCUCGGAGAGAUGGCCGCCUUCAUUCCCGUGGCCGGCAGUUUCUGUACCUUUGUUGGCCGUUUCGUCGAUGACGCGCUUGGCUUUGCGCUUACUUGGAACUACUGGUUCAACGACGCCGUGUCCACUGGCUCGGACCUGGUCGCUCUGCAGCUCAUCCUCGAGUACUGGACUGACCAGUUCCCGGGCUGGGCACUGAGCUUGAUCUUUUGGGUGGUCAUCAUGGGUGUCAACCUGUUGGCAGUCCGGUUCUAUGGAGAGCUGGAAUACUGGCUCAGCUUGAUCAAGGUCAUUACGAUUAUUGUCUUUAUCAUCAUGUCAAUCGUCGUCAACUGCGGUGGUAACAAGGACCACCAGUACAUUGGUGGUUCCAACUGGCUCAUUGGCGAUGCCCCCUUCGUCGGUGGCAUCGGCGGGUUUGCAUCCGUGUUCGUGACGGCUUCCUUUGCCUACGGUGGAACCGAGUCGAUCGCCAUUACCGCUGGUGAGACGAAGAACCCGACCAAGAACCUGCCAAAGGUCGUGAGGAACGUGUUUUGGCGCAUCCUCCUGUUCUACAUUCUCUCCGUCCUCCUCAUCGGUCUGAACGUUCCAUACGACUAUCCCAACCUCAGCACCAAGACCGCGUCGACCUCGCCCUUUACCAUCGUGUUCCAGAUGACGGGGGCCAAAGCGGCCGGCAGUGUCAUCAACGCCGUCAUCCUUACCUCUGUGCUGUCUGCAGGCAACCACGCCUUGUUCGCCGGAGCGCGUUUGCUGUACACCCUUGGCAGUGAAGGUCACGCCCCGCGGUUCUUCGCCAGGCUCAACUCGCAGCAGGUCCCAUGGAUCGCUGUGCUCGCUACAGGGUUCAUAUCUGGCCUGUGCUUUGGCUCGUCGUUCAUCGGUGCUGGCCAGCUGUGGACGUGGCUUCAAAAUCUUGUCGGCGUGUCAAACCAGCUCGCAUGGCUCUUCAUUGGCAUCGCGUCCAUCCGCUUCCGCCGCGCACUCAAGCUGCAGGGCAAGACGCACCUCCUGCCGUUCAAGAACUGGACGUACCCAUGGGGUCCGUGGAUCGCCAUCGUCCUCAACGCCGUCAUCAUCCUCGUACAAGGCUGGUCGUGCUUCAGUCCCACAUUCGCCGCUGUCGACUUUGUCAGCUAUUACGUCGAGAUCCCGAUCAUGUUCGUCAUGUACUUGGGGUGGAAGAUCAUCAAGAAGACGCGCUGGGUGCACCUGGAGGAAAUGGACCUCGAGACGGACGUCUACACCGUCGCUGAUGAAGAGGAGGAGCCUGAGAAGCACGGCGCGAGGAAGUGGUUCUCAAAGGUCUUGCCCUGGUUAUUCUAA
Apiotrichum porosum is the source of this 1632-nucleotide messenger RNA. RefSeq lists its product as uncharacterized. Gene Ontology annotation, cellular component: membrane. Gene Ontology annotation, biological process: amino acid transmembrane transport. Gene Ontology annotation, molecular function: amino acid transmembrane transporter activity. The transcript has 6 exons. Lineage: Eukaryota; Fungi; Basidiomycota; Tremellomycetes; Trichosporonales; Trichosporonaceae. Bases 1 to 1632 code for a protein of 543 amino acids. The record is from RefSeq and is a predicted model, not a curated record.